Messenger RNA from Nerophis ophidion (straightnose pipefish), 3045 nucleotides. RefSeq names its product transforming protein p54/c-ets-1-like. Gene Ontology annotation, cellular component: nucleus. The record is from RefSeq and is a predicted model, not a curated record. Gene Ontology annotation, molecular function: DNA-binding transcription factor activity, RNA polymerase II-specific; sequence-specific DNA binding. Gene Ontology annotation, biological process: regulation of transcription by RNA polymerase II; cell differentiation. Bases 16 to 1269 code for a protein of 417 amino acids. The transcript is spliced from 7 exons. Lineage: Eukaryota; Metazoa; Chordata; Actinopteri; Syngnathiformes; Syngnathidae.
GUGUGUGUGACAGAGAUGGACCCCCUGGAGGUUCCCCCUCUAACCCCAACCAGUAAGGAGGUUUUAUGCGAGGCCCUGAGCGCAACUUUUGCCGGUUUCACUCAGGAGAGGCUCACCCAUCGCUUCCCGCAAGACGUGACUUUAUGGUCCGAGUGGGAGGUGAACCACUGGCUGGAAUGGUGCCGGGCCGAGUUUGGGCUGCAUUCGCUGGGGUCAGACUUGAAGGGCCUGCAGGGUCACGAGCUGUGCGGCCUUGACCGUGACGCGUUCCUGGGCCUCACGUCUGACUACACGGCUGGAGAGAUCCUGUGGGAGCACCUGGACAUCAUGAGACGCGGUAAAGAAGCGGCAACACCUUCGGCCAUCAUGCAAAAGCUUUCAUCUGUCUGUUCUUACCUGCAGAGAGUGACUGCAAUUCUGCACAGAUGGCGUGCACAGAGUCAUCUCUCUGCCAGCUUCAUAGCGUCAAAGACAAGCAAAGCUACCAAGUGGAGUACCUUGAGAGGACACAGCACAAUUCUGUGGAGGAAGCCCAGCAUCAAUACUAUCUGCUCAAAAGCCAACAUCCAAACAGGAACGAGCAGGCUUCUGAGACAGCAACAAACAGCGCAGGCUGUCCCCACUCAGGUCCGCAAGGAGGUUGAGGGGGCGUGGCCUCCAGUUCCGGCUGAAUUUCGGAAGAAAAUUUCUUCCGGGAGGUUUUCAGGAGAGGUCCUGAAUUUCGGGAGUCUCCCGGAAAAUCCGGGAGGGUUGGCAAAGAGCGACUCCGAAGCAGAAACGUUUCCCAGCGGGACCUUGAUGUGGACCGGCACUGGGGUUCAGUGUGAAGACAUAUUCACUUUAGCACACCCGUACAAAAGCUUCAAGGAGUACGUGGGAGACAAGACCGAGGUGGGCAACGCGGUGAUACCAGCAGCCAUCCUCGCUGGUUACACUGGAAGUGGUCCCAUUCAGCUUUGGCAGUUUUUACUGGAGCUGCUGACCGACCGCAGCUGUCAGUCGUGUAUCAGCUGGACAGGAGACGGCUGGGAGUUCAAGCUGACCGACCCGGAUGAGGUGGCGCUGCUGUGGGGUCGCAGGAAGCACAAGCCCAAGAUGAACUACGAGAAGCUGAGCCGCGGCCUGCGCUACUACUACGACAAGAACAUCAUCCGCAAGACGGCGGGCAAGCGUUACGUCUACCGUUUUGUAUGCAACCUGCAAGGGCUGCUGGGAUACGAGCCAGGCGAGUUGCACGCCAUGUUGGACAUCAGCGCCAAGGCCCGCUAACGAACACGUGAGCGCGAGCAGCAUUGUCACUUUACAUACACAUCAGCUAUGUGUACAUAGACACAUUUAAUCGGGUUAAGAGCCUAACCGGAAUAAAAAUGCUUCAUAUAAACAUGCCAUUGGGAAUAUUCUGACCCGAUCACGGACAUUCGGAUCAAAAUGUCAUUCCGAUCGAGACGGGAGGUUUAUCCCGAAAGUCAUUCGGAUUGUAGCUCUUGAAAACACAUCUUCCGUUACUUUUUGAGCCAGAGUUGUGCUCGGCGACAGAUUCCUAUAACCUGCACUCAAUCCACUCGCCGCACGUUCCUUUUGAUCAAAGGGAGAAGACAAUUUGUCAGACACUCUUUACAAUAUUCCACCUGUUACAUUAAUUUGCAUCAACACCAAGACAUAUACUUACAAGCCUCUCUGGGUUGUUGUCGACGCAACACCAACCUUUGCUGGAUCGUGUGUGGGCAAGCACUUCGACAGUCAAAUUCUGAUUUGGAUGACUUUCUCUGUCUCUUUAUUGAUGUCUUUACAAGUCUCGUCUGACAUAGUGCUGACCAGUGAUUUAACCAAAUAGAUUUAAAAAGUGACAAAGCAAAGUCCAUUACAGUCUAUUGAAGAACAAAAUUUGCCUGUACAAUUUCUGUUGCCUCUAUACUGAUACUGGAUCAGGGGUGUCAAACUUAUGGCGGGAUGAGUUUGUCAGGUAUAAAAAUUCGCCAAAAUUUUUUACUGAAAGAAACCGCUGUUCUAAAUGUGUCCACUAGAUGUCACAAUAGCAAUUCUUUGUAUCUUUGUAGAUGAUGCUACAUAUGUAAAAAACAACAACACGUUAGUGCACCAGUCGAGGAAAAUGAGCAAACUACAUAAGUAACAUCUUGUAAUUUGAUUUUGAUAUUAUUCUUUAUCUUGAUAGAUUGAAAAUGAACACCAAUGAGUUGAUUGAUGAACAUUAUCACAUCAUUCAUUCAGAAAGUAUAAAUAACGACAAUAAAGAUGGAAUACUAUUAACCGCAACAUGUAAGUGUAAAAAAAAAACAAUAAAAUUGUGAUUUGUACAUUUUUAAAAUGUGUUUGUUCCAUUUUCAAACAAAGAAAACAAUCUUAAAUUGUCUUUACUUUCGAGUUAUCGUGCCGUGAUUUUCCCGGCCUACUUGUGAGUAGAUUUUUCUCCAUGUGGCCCCUGAUCUAAAAUGAGUUUGACACCGCUGUACUAGAUACUGCACAUCAAACUAAAAGUUAGUCAAAGGUCUGUUGCGCCGCUUAGCCAUCGUUCAAAGUCAGGUCAUAAGUUUCAACAUAAGUUCAUCUCACGUGUAAUCAGAGGCGUAUUAUCUUUAAAACUAAUCUUUAUAAUGCAUUAAUAUAUAAUGGGCAAUCCUUAAAGGCAACAAUGGUAACAGUGGUAGAUACAUGUUUUCAACAGCUUCCAUAUUGAACAACCUUUAAGUGAUGUCAACGUUUACAUGGAUUUUUAAAGCAUGAUAAAAAGGCAAGUGCCCACACUGAUUUAAUUUUACAAGUCAGUGAACAAGGUGUUACACACGCAGCAAGCGAGUGUGCUAGGAUUACUUCCACCACUUUCACUAAUGGAAUACUGGAGAGUCUUUGUCCUGGUGGCCGAGUGUAGGUUAUGUUGAUUGGACAAUUUUGCGGCAAUAAAAUCAACAUAAUUUGUCAUACAAAUUCAGGGCACACGCAUCGAACGCUGGCAUACUCGACUGCACUCCUAAUACUCCAUGAAGAGUGUGAUAAACAAUCUUGUGCACACACAUUGACCUGUGCAAU